AUGGAGUCGUUCAACCUUCCACCCAUCUUGCUGGACCUCUCUCGCAGCGUCCCUUUGGCCGUUGGUGUACCGUUUGUUCUAGGUUCUUUAAGCGGAUUUCCGACGGGAAAUGUUGUCAAUGGGCCAUGGUAUCAGAGUUUAAAGCGUCCGGCCUUUGAGCCGCCUCAGGCUGUAUUCGGGAUUGUAUGGUCUCUGCUCUACAUGGGAAUGGGAUAUGCCAGUCAUCUUGCCGUCAAGGUCUACGACAACAAGUCUCUGGCGUCCUCACGUGAAGCUGUGUAUACAGGUCUCAAGAUUUACUGGAUCCAACUCGUCCUCAACCUCGCAUACACCACUCUCUUCUUCUUCCUCAAAAAGAAAGGACUGGCUCUCCUCGACAUGACGGCUCUCAUCUCGUUGGUCUACUGGAUGACCUACACCUUGCAUGGUGCAACAGACGGACAGACGACUCCAUUCCUCGCGCCUUAUUGCGCUUGGCUGUCCUUUGCGACAUACCUCAGCUUUCAGUUUUGGCGUCUGAACCUCGGCCGUCCCAAUGUCAAAAAGGACUAG
Molecule: messenger RNA, 552 nt
Organism: Serendipita indica DSM 11827
Lineage: Eukaryota; Fungi; Basidiomycota; Agaricomycetes; Sebacinales; Serendipitaceae
Source: the annotation of a GenBank genome assembly